CGGAGAAUUACCCACAAACACAAUGUCAACCUCCUGAAACCCCCGCUACUCGCGAACUCGAUCUUAAAAUCGCCGAAAUUAAUAAUGGACGUUUUUAAACUCCUGUCUCGCUCUUCGAAAGCGGUGCAAGCUCCUCCCACACACAAGCUACCCUCCGACGGCGCCGCCGCAAACCCUCAAUUAUUCGGACACGCUGAAUCGAAUGCAAUAGAACAUGCGGUAAAUAAGGGCCAAAAGCGGAAGAGAGGCCAGGACACUGCAGAAGCGAAGGAGGAACUGCCCGCGGGUUUAUAUUUUUUCGGAAGCGCUCCCAAGGCGCCGGAAGCAGAGCAUAAGGCAGAUGCCGAAGACAAGGGGUGCGCGAAGAAGGAAGGACUCGAAAACGAAACAGUCGGCGAUAGAGCUGAGGAUCAGGAUAGCACAGAUGCCUACGAUGAGGACGAGUGCAAGCGGAUACUACGGUCGCACAAGUUAAAGAUUAUGGUGCUUGAGGAUUUUAGGAUGCACGAGGAGGAUCCACAGAAGGAAAAGAAAAAAGUGAAGAAGCGGGAGAGGGAGAAAGAGAAGGUGCAGGAUAAAAAGAAGAACGCGAAGAAGCAGCUGCUCCCACAGCCCUUAACGUCUUUCGCGCAGCUGAGAUCAAGACAUGGGAUCUCGAGGCGGUUGGCGGAUAAUUUGAGAGAGCAAGGAUAUAAAGUACCCACGGAGGUGCAGCUGGGGGCGCUACCGUUACUGCUUGGGAAGAAAGGAAGUCGGGAAGCACAGAAAGGCUCGGAGCCCGGUUCGCCCAGUUCCUCCGGCGAGGAGUACGGAGGUGAUAUCGACCUUUUGACUAUUGCGCCUACGGGAAGUGGCAAGACGAUAGCCUUCUUGAUACCGAUUAUCAAUAAGCAUGUCUCUCAGAAGUCUGAUGGUGUAGAAGGGCCGCGCGCAGUGAUCAUCGCACCUACAAGAGAAUUGGCAUCACAGAUUGUCAAUGAGGCCCGGAAGCUUUCGAAGGGCACUGGCAUCAAGGCUGCACUCAUGAAAAAAGGCAUGGAGGUCGUUGAGAGACCAGUGCAUGAAGUGUCUGAAGCGUCUCUGGACAUUCCAGAAGUCUCGGAGGAAGAAGGGAGUGCUUCUGACUCCGAAAACGAAGGAAAGGUUGCGCGAUUGAAGAAGCGCACACAUAGGCGCUCCGAAAAGCUGAAAGCCGCCAUCCUCGUUGCGACACCCCUGGCUCUUUUGAAUGCUUUAAAACUCAGGGACGACAAGAUCGCCAAGCUCCCGAGCGUUCGUCAUCUGGUCCUCGACGAGGCCGACGUCCUUCUCGACCCCCUUUUCCGCGAGCAGACUUUGGCAAUAUGGAAUGCUUGCACCAGCCCGCUUCUUCGAGUGGGCCUCUGGUCGGCAACCAUUGGAUCCAACAUCGAAGCACUAGCGAUCAACACCCUCAAUGAUCGCUGGAGCACACUCUCAUCCUCUAAUCUCCCUUCUCGACGGCCCCUGAUUCGAUUAGUCGUAGGCCUCAAAGACACCGCGAUACCUAACAUAACCCAUCAACUCACCUACGCCGCGACCGAGCAAGGCAAGCUCCUUGGCCUUCGGCAGCUCCUUCACCCGACCGCCGUCCCUUCUUCCGACUCCACGCCCUCCCUCCGGCCACCCUUCCUCGUCUUCACACAAACCAUUCCCCGAGCCAUAGCCCUCCACUCCGAACUCCUCUAUGACAUCCCGCCAGAGGCAGGCGGCAGCUCGCGCAUCGCGGUUUUGCACGCCGACCUCUCGUCCUCUGCCCGUGAGAACAUCAUGACGCGCUUCCGUCGCGGCGAAAUCUGGGUCCUCAUCACAACCGACCUGCUCGCCCGAGGCGUCGACUUUCGCGGCUUAAACGGCGUUGUAAACUACGACGUUCCAAACUCCGCAGCUGCAUAUGUGCACCGCGUAGGCCGCACCGGACGUGCAGGACGCGAGGGCGGUGUCGCGGUUACUUUCUACACGCAGGAGGAUAUCCCGCAUAUCAAACUCAUUGCCAAUGUAAUUCGUGCGAGUGAGAAGCUGAGGGGCAAGAGCGAGGAGGAGGCGAGUGUGAAGCAGUGGCUGCUUGAUGCUCUACCGACGCCGAGCAAGCGAGACAAGCGGCAGCUGAAGAAGAGAGGCGUGGAGGCGAGAAGGAAUGUUAAGGACGGAGAAGGCAAGGGCAAGAUGCGGAUUAGUACCAAGAGUGGGUAUGAGAGGAGGAUUGAGAAUAGGAGAAGGGGCGCGAAGAUGGCGCAUAAGGAAAGAGGGAGAGAGGAUACAAGGGCGAUUCAAGCUGCCAGUGAGAGCGAAUUUGAAGGUUUUGAGUAGAAAGAAAGCAGCUCAGGAUCAUUGAAUGAAAGUUACAUCGCACGCG
Trematosphaeria pertusa is the source of this 2374-nucleotide messenger RNA. RefSeq names its product P-loop containing nucleoside triphosphate hydrolase protein. Gene Ontology annotation, cellular component: 90S preribosome. Gene Ontology annotation, biological process: maturation of SSU-rRNA. The transcript has a single exon. The record is from RefSeq and is a predicted model, not a curated record. Gene Ontology annotation, molecular function: ATP binding; RNA helicase activity; nucleic acid binding. Bases 85 to 2328 code for a protein of 747 amino acids. NCBI's taxonomy places the organism in Eukaryota, Fungi, Ascomycota, Dothideomycetes, Pleosporales, Trematosphaeriaceae.